Messenger RNA from Acomys russatus (golden spiny mouse), 1266 nucleotides. It is a transcript of the gene Tmem139, whose product is annotated as transmembrane protein 139. The record is from RefSeq and is a predicted model, not a curated record. The coding region runs from base 545 to 1189 and encodes 214 amino acids. The transcript has 3 exons. Lineage: Eukaryota; Metazoa; Chordata; Mammalia; Rodentia; Muridae.
AUUGGGGCAGAAGAGUGGGUGGGGCAAGUGGGCUCCGCCUUCUGCCCCAACAUUCUAGGUCCGCAACAGGUUUUCAGCGUCCCCGGGGAGACAGGUGAGCCCGAGCUCUUGGGGCCUCUACAAGGGGCGGGGCGCACGCGGCUGUAGUUGGGCUGCUGUGGGCGGAGAGGGUCUGCGAGCUCUCGAGCUCUCGCUGCUGCUAGUUUAUGAAGCUGGCAGGGUGUUCGCCUGGUGUGAGCUCUUGCUAUUUUCUCAGAGAAAAGGUGUCCCCCUUACCACCCGCCUCCCAGCCUCUGUGCUUGCAGGAAACUUGAAAUCUGAGUAUAGUGGCUUAGAGGAGGAGGCUUGGGUCGAGCCAACGGGGGUGUGUAGAAGAGUCAUUAGGAUUUCUCGUGGCUGCCUUAGGCCUUUCUAAGAUUCUUUCUCACUUACUUGGUGUCCCGUGGUCUUGUUGUGUCUGGAUUCACGUUGUUCUCCAUCCAGAGCAUGGCCUGACUCAACGGUGACAGCAAAAGUCAGGCUGACAGGUGCCCUGAGAGGGGCCAUGGUGCCAAGGCAGGUGUGGGGGAAACUGAAGCAACCGUUGCUCUUCCUGAGCAGUGCCUCACUCCUCCUGGGUCUGGCUUUACUGGUUUUACAGCCCAAUGUUGCCCCUGUUGCUUAUUUCUUCCUCUGCUUGGCUGGCUUCUGCUUUUUUGCCUGCCUCCUAGCCUGUGCUAUGGAGCGGUGCCUCCAAUCAAGGCAGAGCUCAAGGCAGACUGAAAAUCCAGGGACCGCAGGCAAUGCACGGGACAAUGAAGCGUUUGAGGUGCCGUCCUAUGAACAGGCUGUGGUGGUGAUGGACUCGCAAUCACAGCACCACCACCUCCAAGAGCCGGAGGAGCCACCGCCUUACAGCAGUGUCAUAACCCCAGGAGUUGAGGGGGCGCAGCCUAGCCCACCAGAGAGGCCUAGCACAGGCAGGCUGAAAAGGCGAGUGGGAUCAGAGGGAACAAUGACUCGCAGAGGAAAUCCUGGAAGAGCUCUUCGACUUAGGGGUCCACGGGUUGUGUCCACUGCCCCUGAUCUGCAAAGCUUGAGGGUGACCCCCAAAGUGGAGCCCAGUACUCCACCCCCUGCCUAUGAAGUCUGUUUUGCUCACCCUGAUGACGACGAUGUUUUCUAUGAAGAUAAAUGGAUCCUUCCCUAAGUGAUGUUCUCAGAACCCAUCAUCUCUUUGCUCAUUUGCCUGCCAUUCCCUAAUAUCUACUGAAUCAGAAACUGGUU